ACAAAAUUUCAUCAAUAACGACGUUCGAGUUUGAUUUUUUUCAUUUUCUCUCUCUUUCGUCCAUCGUCGGCGCGGUGCGAUAAAGAAAUAAAUUUCGGUCGUUUCUCUCGUCCCAUCUUAUUCACAUGACCGAAUUAAUUAUACCUAACUAUGGUGGUCGUUAAACAAUGCGAAGCCGUGAAAACGCUGGUGUUAUUACUUAUUUCGAUGUUGAUCUUAAUUGCAGAUGUAUCGUCGAUAGCAGCUAUUGGAUCAGAAAGCUCAUCUGCAAAUGUGGUCAACAAUGAAAACACCAAGAAUAUCUCACCUCCGGUUAAAUUCCCCGAAUCUAGACCGAAUAGAACGUCCAUUCAAGGACCUCCUAUAAUACAUUUGGGAAGUCUUCUGAACGGCACUCAUCAAACUGCUUUCAAUAAGAUCAAGAAACAAAUCGGUGAAAUAGGGAUGCAUAAUCUACCUCAAACAAUGACUGUGAUAUUAAAUGAUAAUGAUACUCAACAUGAUACUCAUAAUACAAGUUAUACAGACUUGAAUCAUAACUCUACCAAUGAAUCUGCAAAUAGCACCGCUUCGAGUCAACUCCAAGCUAAAAGCGUUAAAUUGUAUAAUAACGAAUUAUCCAAGAAGACCACCAUUAUUUUCCUAGUCUCUGUAGCUCUCGUAUCAACUUUCUUUUAUAUUUUGUUGGUUUCGUUGAGGAAGAUUUUAGAACGCAAGUACGGAGAUAAAGAGUUACUAGUCCAGAACGAAUUGAAAGUGGAAGACUUCUAUUAGACCUAAUUACUUAUGACCAUAGAGUGAUUAUUUAUUCGAUUGUUUAUACGAAAUCACCAAAUAAAAAUAACCAUAAUGUGAA
Messenger RNA from Planococcus citri (citrus mealybug), 856 nucleotides. RefSeq lists its product as uncharacterized. NCBI's taxonomy places the organism in Eukaryota, Metazoa, Arthropoda, Insecta, Hemiptera, Pseudococcidae. The record is from RefSeq and is a predicted model, not a curated record. Bases 151 to 774 code for a protein of 207 amino acids. The transcript is spliced from 3 exons.